Messenger RNA from Labeo rohita (rohu), 11715 nucleotides. It is a transcript of the gene fbn1, whose product is annotated as fibrillin 1. Gene Ontology annotation, molecular function: calcium ion binding. The record is from RefSeq and is a predicted model, not a curated record. Lineage: Eukaryota; Metazoa; Chordata; Actinopteri; Cypriniformes; Cyprinidae.
CAUUGAGCAAACCCUCCUUUUAAGGUGUUGUCAAAGCACGAUGUGAUUACCGUGGUAUUUCGUCUGAAAGUUAUUAUGGGGUUUGCCUGUGGUGUUGUGUGACGCGUCCUUUGAGCUACCUCGAGCGUGGUCAUGAUCUCCCCAUAACGACUCGUUUUCUUCCUCUCUUUGGAUGAAUGCGCGUUUAUGCAUCUCGCAGUGGUUUCGGCGUGUUCCCCGCUUAAUUCGCGCAGGUUCUCGCGAGAUCAGAGGGGAGCGAGUGUUUUCGGCUGCGGCUGGAUGAGAUUUGAGUGGCGCAGCAGAAUGAGCGCUGAUGCAGUAACGCAGCCGCAGCGCUUUGUGUUGCACCUCUGAGCCGCCUUUACGCACUUCUCCUCAUCCUGACAACUUUUACCAGGCACUUUACAGUCUUUGUCUGUGCAGCCUUACUGGAGGAGACUUCAUCUUCAUCUUCCUCAUCAUCUACUGGAGAGGCGCAUCACUAACGCACGCAAAGCUGCUUUCCUCUUCUCUGAGUUUGUGUGUUUUUGUCACUUUGGUUAUUAAUGUGAGCUGUUGGUCGUGCAGCGGGAGCGCGCGCAGAAUGAGGCGGCUGCUCGUGCUCGCGACGGGACUCUCAGCGCUCGUGUCGCUGUGUGUAUCAGCGCAGACGCUCGACGCAGGCGCAGACAGAGCUGCGCAGACGCUCGACGCUCAGGAGCAGCCGAGAGCGAACCGAUCGAAGCGGCGCGGCGGCGGACAGGACGUGCUCAAGGGGCCGAAUGUGUGUGGAUCCCGUCAUCACGCGUACUGCUGUCCUGGAUGGAAGACCUUGACCGGAGGGAAUCAGUGCAUCGUCCCUAUUUGUCGCAGCACCUGCGGAGACGGCUUCUGCUCCAGACCCAACAUGUGCACCUGUCCGAACGGCCAGAUCGCGCCCACCUGUGGAUCCAAAUCAGUCCAGAACUGUAACAUCCGCUGCAUGAACGGCGGGACGUGUGCGGAGGAACAGUGUCUGUGUCAGAAGGGAUACAGCGGAGCUCACUGCGGCCAACCGGUGUGUGAGUCCGGCUGUCUGAAUGGAGGCCGAUGUGUCGCUCCAAACCGCUGUCUGUGUAACUACGGCUUCACCGGAGCUCAGUGUGAAAGAGAUUACAGGACGGGUCCUUGUUUUGCCUCAGUCAGUAACCAGAUGUGUCAGGGUCAGCUGACCGGAAUCGUCUGCACCAAGACGCUGUGCUGUGCGACGGUGGGACGGGCCUGGGGUCACCCGUGUGAGCAGUGUCCAGCGCAACCGCACCCCUGCCGCCGUGGCUUCAUUCCCAACCACCGCUCUGGAGCCUGUCAGGAUGUGGAUGAGUGCCAGGCCAUUCCUGGACUCUGUCAGGGGGGAAACUGUGUGAAUACUGUGGGCUCAUUUGAGUGCAAAUGCCCUGCUGGACACAAGUUCAACGAAAUCACACAGAAAUGUGAAGACAUUGACGAGUGCUCUCAGAUCCAAGGCCUGUGCAAUGGAGGUCAGUGUUCCAACACCAUCGGCAGCUACUUCUGCAGGUGUCCGGUGGGAUUCGACACGGCGCUGGACGGAUCGCGCUGCAUCGACGCGCGGACGGGGUUCUGCUACGCUAACAUCGUGAACGGACGCUGCGCUAACCUGCUGCCGCAGCGCAUGUCCAAGAGUCAGUGCUGCUGCGAGAACAGAGGAUGCUGGUCCGGAUCCACCGUCCCGGAGAUGUGUCCCAUCCGCGGAACAGAGGAGUAUCAGAGACUCUGUCUGUAUGGUCACACGAUUCCUGAUCCAGACCGACCGGGUCCGGGUCCAGGUCUAGGUCCGAUUCUGAUUCCGAUCGAUCCUCGUCCUGGUCCUGGUCCUGGUCCUGGUCCUGGUCCAGGCCCAGGUUUUCCUCAUGUGCCGCCCACAUCCGUUGAACUUCCCUCAUUCACCAUCAGACCAGUCAUUCUGCCUCAGAACAUCACGAACAUGUGCGAGGCGUUUCGUAACCUGUGCAUCAACGGCCGCUGCGUGCCGACGCCGGGCAGCUACCGCUGCGAGUGCAACAUGGGCUACAGACUGGACGGCCGCGGCGAAUGCAUCGAUGCGAACGAGUGUGAGCGAAACCCCUGUGUGAACGGAGAGUGUGUGAACACGCCCGGAUCCUAUUACUGCCAGUGUCCCACUGGAUUCCAGAGCACGGCCACCAGAACCGAGUGUCGAGAUCUGGAUGAGUGCGUGGCCAACGGCCGCAUCUGUAACAACGGCCGCUGCGUCAACACGGAGGGCAGCUUCCACUGCGUGUGCAACGCCGGCUUUGAGAUCUCAGCUGACGGAAGGAACUGCCAAGACACUGAUGAGUGUUUGAUAAGGAACAUCUGUCUGAAUGGCAUGUGCAUCAAUGAGGACGGCAGCUUCAAGUGCAUCUGCAAACCUGGAUACUUGUUAGAUGGUACUGGACGAUUCUGUGUGGAUGUGGACGAGUGUGAGACUACUGGCCAGUGUAUGAAUGGUCACUGCGUCAACACAGAGGGCUCGUUCCGCUGCGAGUGUAUGGCGGGACUCGCCGUGGGGCUCGACGGACGCAUCUGCGUAGACACACACAUGCGCAGCACGUGUUACGGCGGUUAUAAGCGCGGUCAGUGUGUGCGCCCGUUCUUCGGCGCCGUCACCAAAUCCGAGUGCUGCUGCGCCAGUGUGGAGUACGCCUAUGGAGAGCCCUGCCAGCCGUGCCCGCCGCUCAACUCAGCUGAGUUUUCGGUUCUCUGCAGUCACGGCCUAGGAACCACGACUGACGGCAGAGAUAUAAACGAGUGUGCGCUGGAUCCUGAAAUCUGUCAGAACGGCGUGUGCGAGAACAUGCUCCGAACGUACAAGUGCAAUUGUAAUCUGGGCUUUGAGGUGGACAUCAGCGGGAAGACCUGCGUCGAUGUGGACGAGUGCAUGAUGAACAGACACCUGUGUGAGAACGGCGUGUGCAGGAACACGCCCGGCAGCUUCAACUGCCACUGUCCAAAGGGCUUCAUCUUCCAGCCCGAGACAGAGGUGUGUGAAGAUGUCGACGAGUGUUUGAGUAACCCGUGUGUGAACGGCGAGUGUAAGAACAGCGCCGGGUCGUUCCUGUGUCUCUGCUCUACGGGAAGCACACUGGACAAUUCAGGAACUCUGUGUGUGGAGACCACUAAAGGCACGUGUUGGCUGAAGGUGGUGAACGGACAGUGUGAGAUUAACAUUAACGGAGCGACGCUGAAAUCUCACUGCUGCGCCACGCUGGGGGCGGCCUGGGGCUCACCGUGUGCCAGAUGUGAACCAGAUCCGUUCUGCUCUAAAGGUUACGGGCGGUCGAAGGGAACCGUCUGUGAAGAUGUGAACGAGUGUGAGGUGUUUCCUGGCGUCUGCAUCAACGGGAAGUGUGUGAACACGGACGGGUCGUUUAUUUGCCAGUGUCCCACUGGGAUGACGGUGGAUUCGACUGGAAGAACCUGCAUUGACCUGCGCACGGAGCUGUGUUACCUCACACACGAAGACGAGCGCUGCGGCGCUCCGAUCCCCGGCCGGCACCGCGUGGACGCCUGCUGCUGCUCCGUGGGCGUGGCCUGGGGCCCGGAGUGUGACGAGUGUCCGGAGAAAGGAACGCCAGAAUACAGCCAGCUCUGCCCUCGGCCCGGAUUCUCCCACCGCGGAGACUUCAUCAACGGCAAACCCUUCCUGAAAGAUAUAAACGAGUGUAAAAUGAUCCACAGCUUGUGCACAAACGGCCGCUGCAGGAACACCAUCGGGAGCUUCCGCUGCAGGUGCGACAGCGGAUUCGCUCUGGACUUUGAUGAAAGGAACUGCACAGAUAUCGACGAGUGUCGCAUCUCUCCCGAUCUGUGCGGUCACGGCACGUGUGUGAACACAGCCGGCGAUUUCCGGUGCGAUUGUUUCCCCGGAUACGAGAGCGGAUUCAUGAUGAUGAAGAACUGCAUGGACAUCGACGAGUGCGAGCGCAACCCUUUGCUCUGUAGAGGAGGUGAAUGCAUCAACACCGAGGGCAGCUUCCGCUGCGAGUGUCCGGAGGGCCACGAGAUCGCUCCUGACGGCUCCGCGUGUCUGGAUAUCAACGAGUGUGAGCUGAGCGACAAGCUGUGCAGGAACGGUCAGUGUGUGAACAUGAUCGGACGCUAUCAGUGCUCCUGCAACACCGGCUACAAAUCCACCGAAGACAGACUGUCGUGCGUCGAUAUCGAUGAAUGCACCAUUGAGAACGGCGGCUGCGAGACGUUCUGCACGAAUUCAGAGGGGAGUUACGAGUGCAGCUGUCGCCAUGGUUACGCCCUCAUGCCCGACCUCAGGAGCUGCACAGAUAUCGAUGAGUGUGAGGACAGUCCUGACAUCUGUCACGGCGGUCAGUGCACCAACAUCCCCGGUGAAUUCCAGUGCCUGUGUUUUGACGGCUACAUGUCGUCCGAGGAUAUGAAAUCAUGUCUGGAUGUGAACGAGUGUGAGCUGAAUCCAAACAUCUGUCUGAGCGGGAAGUGUGAAAACACAAAGGGCUCGUUCAUCUGUCACUGUGACCUCGGCUUCUCCGUCAGGAAAGGAACGACCGGCUGUACAGAUAUUAACGAGUGUGAGAUCGGCGCUCAUAACUGCGACCGACACGCGACCUGUACGAACACCGCCGGCAGCUUCAAAUGCAGCUGUGCUCCGGGCUGGAUCGGGAACGGGAUCAAAUGCACAGAUCUGGACGAGUGUUCUAACGGGACGCACCUGUGCAGCCCCAGCGCGGACUGCAUGAACACCAUGGGCUCCUACCGCUGCCUGUGCAAGGAGGGAUUCUCUGGAGACGGGUUCUACUGCGUCGACUCGGAUGAGUGUGCGGAGAACGUGAAUCUGUGUGAGAACGGACACUGUCUGAACAUCGCGGGUGGAUACCGCUGUGAGUGUGACAUGGGCUUCAUCCCCACCGCAGACGGGAAAGCCUGUGAAGACAUAGACGAGUGCACGUUUGCAGACAUCUGUGUGAACGGCCGCUGCCGCAACAUCCCAGGUCUCUUCCGGUGCCUGUGUGACCCCGGAUACGAGCUGGACCGCAGCGGAGGAAACUGCACAGACGUGGACGAGUGCGCCAACCCGACCACCUGCAUCAGCGGCCUGUGUCUGAACACGCCGGGCAGCUACAUCUGCAACUGUCCGCCCGGCUUUGAGCUCAACCCCACUGGAGUGGGCUGUGUCGACACUCGCUCUGGAAACUGCUACCUGGAACUGCAGUAUCGUGGUGAUUUCUCAGACAGUCUGUACUGCUCGACGGAGAUCGGUGUGGGCGUGUCCAAAGCGUCCUGCUGCUGUUCUCUGGGUCAGGCGUGGGGGUCGCCCUGCGAGGCCUGUCCGACGCCCAACUCCACGGAGUACAAGGUUCUUUGUCCUGGAGGCGAAGGAUUCCGACCCAAUCCCAUCACGGUGAUACUAGAGGAUAUCAACGAGUGUCAGGAGCUGCCUGGUCUGUGUCAGGGAGGAAACUGCAUCAACACGUUUGGCAGUUUUCACUGUGAAUGUCCGAAAGGUUUUGCACUCAGUGAAGAAACCAGAAUCUGUGAAGAUGUGAAUGAGUGUGACCGUCAAGGCAUCUGCGGUCCGGGUCAGUGUUACAACACCAUAGGGAACUACACCUGCAUCUGCCCAGCCGAGUACAUGCAGAUCAACGGAGGAAACAACUGCAUGGAUAUGCGCAAGAGCUUGUGCUACAGGAACUACUACUCUGAUAACGCCACGUGUGAUGGAGAGCUGACCUUCAACAUGACCAAGAAGUUCUGCUGCUGCUCGUACAACAUCGGCCGGGCCUGGAAUAAACCCUGCGAGAAGUGUCCCAUCCCCAGCACCAAUGAGUUCGCUGUGCUGUGUGGAAGUGAGAGACCUGGAUAUAUCAUUGACAUUUACACCGGUCAAGUCAUUGACAUCGACGAGUGCCGUGAGAUUCCUGGAGUGUGCGACAACGGCGUGUGUAUCAACAUGAUCGGCAGUUUCCGCUGUGAAUGUCCGAUGGGUUUCGUCUAUAAUGACAAGAUGCUGAUCUGUGAGGAUAUUGAUGAAUGCCAGAACGGGCCGGUGUGUCAGCAGAACGCUGUCUGUCUGAACGUUCCUGGAAGUUUCCGCUGUGAGUGUAAACCUGGAUACCGGCAAACUCCCACCCAGCAGUGUGUCGAUCGUAACGAGUGUGCUGAGAAUCCAAACAUCUGCAGUCCGGGUCAGUGUAUUGACAUGGUGGGUAGUUACCGCUGUAUCUGCCCCAACGGCUUCAAAUCCAUGCCAGACCUGUGUAUCGAUGUGGAUGAGUGCGAGCGUCAGCCGUGUGGAAAUGGAACCUGUAAGAACACUGUAGGCUCCUACAACUGCCUGUGUUACCCAGGAUUCCAGCUGUCACACAACAACGACUGCAUCGAUACAGACGAGUGCACGUCGCUCCGUGGCUUGUGUCGGAACGGAAACUGCAUGAACACGGUGGGCUCGUUUUUGUGCUUGUGUCUGGACGGGUAUAAACUCUCUCCUGACGGCCGGACGUGUGUGGACAUCAACGAGUGUUUGAUCAGCCCCGGCACCUGCGGCCCGGGAACGUGCCAGAAUCUGGACGGCUCCUACAGGUGCAUCUGUCCUCCUGGAUACUUCCUGCAGAACGACAGAUGUGAAGAUAUCGACGAAUGCACUCAGACUGCAGAGAUCUGCAUCUUUGGCAAGUGCGUGAACACGCCGGGCAGCUUCAGGUGCGAGUGUCCGGAGGGAUUCCAGCUGUCCGCGAAUGGAAAGAGAUGCGUGGAUAUUCGUGUGAAUUACUGUUACACUAAAUUCGAGAACGGACGCUGCCAGGCUCCGAAGCCCUUCAACACCACUAAAGGCCUCUGCUGCUGUAGCGCGAUGCCGGGUCAGGGAUGGGGCGACCCGUGCGAGAUCUGCCCCUCUCCGGACGAGGAGGCACACAAAGCUCUGUGUCCUGCUUCUGGUAAAAUCAUGACGACAGAUGAAAUCCCUGUGGAUGUGGACGAGUGCACAGAAAACCCUGGCAUCUGCAAGAACGGCCACUGCAUCAACACGGACGGGACGUUCCGCUGCGAAUGUCCGUUCGGCUACCGGCUCGACACCACCGGGGUCAACUGUGAAGACACGAACGAGUGUGAGCUGGGGAACCCGUGCGGGAACGGCACUUGCACAAACGUGGAGGGAGCGUUCGAGUGCAGCUGUGACGAGGGCUUCGAGCCCGGACCCAUGAUGACCUGUGAAGAUAUCAACGAGUGUUCCCAGAAUCCCCUGCUGUGCGCGUUCCGCUGCGUCAACACGGUGGGGUCGUACGAAUGCAAAUGUCCAGCGGGAUACGUGCUGAGAGAAGACCGCCGGAUGUGCAAAGAUCAGAACGAGUGUGAGGACGGGCUGGACGACUGCGCGUCCAGAGGGAUGACCUGUAAGAAUCUGAUCGGCACGUACAUGUGCAUCUGCUCGCCGGGAUACACCAGACAGCCCAACGGAGACAGCUGCGUGGAUCUGAACGAAUGCACGGCCAAACCGGGCAUCUGUGAGAACGGCCGCUGCGAGAACACGGUGGGCAGUUACCGCUGCGUCUGCGAUCAGGGCUUCAGUCCCAGUCCCAGCAGAACCGAGUGCAUCGAUAACCGUCAGGGCUUCUGCUUCCUGGAGGUUCUCCAGACCAUGUGUCAGAUGAGUUCCAGCAGCCGCGUCAGCGUCAGGAAGUCCGAGUGCUGUUGUGACGGGGGCCGCGGAUGGGGGCCCAACUGCGAACUCUGCCCGCUGCCCGGGACCACGCAGUACAAGAAGAUGUGCCCGCUGGGACCCGGAUACACCACCGACGGACAGGAUAUUGACGAGUGUAAGGUGAUGGGGAACCUGUGUAAGAACGGCCAGUGUCUGAACACGCUGGGCUCCUUCAGCUGCGUCUGUAAGCCGGGAUACACCAGUGACAUCAGCAGCACUCAGUGUGUGGAUGUGGACGAGUGUGUUCAGGCUCCUAAACCCUGUAACUUCAUCUGUAAGAACACGGAGGGCGGGUACCUGUGCUCAUGUCCACGUGGAUAUGUGCUGCAGGACGACGCCAAGAGCUGUCGGGAUCUGGACGAAUGCGCCACCAAACAACACAACUGCCAGUUCCUGUGUGUCAACACCAUCGGAGGAUUCACCUGCAAAUGCCCACCGGGAUUCACACAACACCACACGGCCUGCAUCGAUAAUAACGAGUGUGCCACUGAACCGGGACUCUGCGGUCCAAACGGAGUGUGUCAGAACAGCCCCGGCAGCUUCAACUGUGAGUGUCAGAGAGGAUUCUCCCUCGACCCCAACGGACAGCACUGUGAAGACAUGGACGAGUGUGUGGGGAAUCAUCGCUGUCAGCAUGGCUGUCAGAAUCUGGUGGGCGGCUACAGAUGCAGCUGUCCACAGGGAUACCUGCAGCACUACCAGUGGAACCAGUGUGUCGAUGAGAACGAGUGCCAGAACAGUCAGAUAUGUGGCGGCGCCUCGUGUCACAACACGCUGGGCAGUUUCCGCUGCCUGUGUCCGACAGGCUUCGCCUUCGAACAGAUGACGGGUGGCUGUCAGGACAUCAACGAGUGCAGCUCAUCACAGAACCCCUGCACCUUUGGCUGCUCCAACACUGACGGAGGAUACCUGUGCGGCUGCCCACCUGGAUACCUGCGAGCUGGACAGGGGCACUGUCUGUCCAGCGCGGGUCUGCCGCCCAGUGGAUCUCCUCACAUUCCCGCCGGUGAUGAUGAGAACGCUCUCUCUCCUGAGGCCUGCUACGAGUGUAAGAUCAACGGCUUUCAUAAGAAGGGCCGCAAACGAAGAAAUGUCAAUGGAACUGAGGAGCUUCGGAACGAUCUGGACUGGGUGAGUCUGGCCAGUGUGGACGUGGACAACACGCUGCAGCUCCAGCUGAACAUCAGCACGCUGAAGAGCAAAGACCACAUCAUCGACUUCGUGCCGGCGCUGUCCACGCUCUCCAACCACGUGCGCUACACCAUCGACUACGGCAACGACGACGGCCUGUUCCGCAUGAACCAGAAGGACGGCGUCAGCUACCUGCACAUAUCCAAGAAGAAAGCUCUCCAGCCGGGAGCGUAUUAUUUACAAAUCCGCAGCGUGCCGCUGUCCGGCAGCAGGGAGCCCACGGGAGAGCGGCCCGACACGGACUACCUCAGCGGGCAGCUGGGAGACGCUCUGCACAUGAGCGUACAGAUCGUCCUGCACUGACGGACACACGGACAGACUGCCGCAGCCUCGCCCAAAGAGCAGCACGUACCGCACCCGCGCAUCAUACGCUCGCAUCCCAUAUUACACACUCCCACCGCCGCCGCGGACCAACGGACGGAAGGGUCGCGUCGCGCCGCGCCGCGGCCCGGCUCUCGCUCUCGCUCAGUCUAUCGUAUCUUACCGGUGCUAGUCACGUGAGCGCGUAGAUUCAUGCACUGUAAUAACCGACCCACGCCGUCUGCGGCUGCCCGACGCUAGCCUUUCUGUUCUCUGCAAAUAUGCUAACGGGGUUUCUGCAGCUCUUAUCAAGGUCACUUCAGAGCAAUAAAGGAACAAAUUCAAUGGAACACAAUACUUCGUCAGCAUGCAACACUCCCAACGGACCGCCAUUACUGUUUCGUUCAUGAUACGGAACAAACCGCUUAUGUUUUGAAUAUUUGUGCUCAGAAACACUAGAAUAUGGAAAUAACUUGUACUGUAAAUCUGAUCACACUGCAUAAAACUGCUGUUCUUCCUCAGUAUUUCUGCCUUGUUUUCCAGUGCAGAUGUCUAAAGAUCCUUAAAUCAAGAAGCAAAGUGACCAAUGUUGGGGUAACGCAUUACGAGCAGCGCAAGUUUUCAAGUAACUAGUAAAGUAAUGCAUUACUUUAAAUUUACAAAUAUCUGAGUUUUUUUUCAAAUAAGUAACGCAGCUGCCAAAAAUAUAACUUUUGGGUUUUUUGUUAUUAAAAAUAAAUAAGCACAGCUCAGGUGACAAAAAGUAACACAAACGUAACGUAAUGUAAUGCAUUACUUUCCACACAAAGUAACUAAGUAACGCAAUUGGUUACUUUUAAAAGUAACUUUCCCCAGCACUGAAAGUAACAGAACAGGAAGUCUCAUUUUCUGAGAAAUGUAUCAACCUAAAGUGUGUUUAUAAUUAAGGGGGGACCAUUUUCAACAAAAAACUGAAAACUUGUGUUUUGGCCGUACAUUUACACUAAAAUGUGAGGGCCUAAAAUGCAAACUUUUAAGACAGGUUUCAAAGUGUACGUUUUUUGUAAAUAAUCACUGUGUAAACUAACAAAUUUUCUUUUUUUUAAAGAGACAUCGCAGCUACUGGCCGUUUUCCAAUCACAUGAUCUGUUGAGGCGAAAUCACAUGACUUUUUUGUUGCACAUCUAGGCAUUUAUUCAGUAAAUGUGUUUCCAUCAGUUUAUGCAUGUUUUCUCAUUGAAUAAAAAAAUAGCCCAUUUAAGAUUGUAUGCCCAUCUUGCCGUUGCCGGUUCAUUAAAAAUGAGCGUAAAAACACAUGAUAGGUGUCGAUACAGCUAUCGACAGACGUUUGUUCUUGUUUUAAGCAUAAACCUGUUUAAUUUCUCAGAGACUUCGUAUGUUCAUUUUGCAUCUCGAUUUAAGAAUCUUUAGACAUUUGCACUGGAAAACAAGACAGAAAUACUGAGGAAGAGAUUGAUGUUUUGCAGUGCAUGCAACAUUUAUGAAUUUUAGUCUUUCUGCUUUGACUUCAGACCGAACGCAGAUCUUUGUAAGACCCUCAGAAACCCUGUCCAUGUAAUUUAAGUGUGUCUAUACUGUAACCGUGUCACUUUUUUACUCGCGAUCGCAUUUGUAAACUAGAGGACCCCUGGAACGGAGGGGUUUGUAAUGGUGCUUCUUAUAAUGACCAACUACUUGUAAACUGUGUUUCUGUGACUCGAUCCAUAUGCACUGAGGUCUGACGGCCACACGCACCUCCACACACACCCUGUGGCCUCCGGCGAUGAGAACGCCGCCUCUGCCGUCUGUACGACCACGUUCUGUUCUGUCUUCACACUCGUGAGGGGUUUAGAUGUACAUUCACAAUAAAAACAUAUUUUUGGUUGUACGGGCGACUCGAGCGCUGGCCUUCUUUCAGAGCGGCUGCCGAACUCCAUCAGGUCUCAGGAUCGCUCGCUCUCGCUCGCUUCCACUUAGAAAAACGAUGAUUUGACAUGGACGACAUUGGCAUCAUAUAAUACCGCUGCUUUACAGAAUUGCCAAUACUACGGUAUUCUUUAACCCUGUAAAGCCUGGCAUAAAAAAUAACAGCUGGAAAAAUCAUUUCUUCAAAUGAAACCUUUAGACAAAAUAUAUUACCAGAAAGUUUGCAAAUGUGUUUUGUGUUUCCAAAGGAUUUUAUGGCUCAUAUCAUCUGAAAUUGUCAGAAUAUGGAGCUCAGGUUUAUUCAGAGACUCAAACUGAGCAAAAACAUGCUGAUAUUUAUAUGAUGAAAUUAUGAUGCUUAUAAUGUAAAUCAAUGAGAUCUUUAUACAAGUAUAGCAGAGACUGACAUAAAAUGAUCUAAAUAUCAGUUGUCGCUCUAUAUUUCCAAUAAUAUGUCUUAGUAAAAUGAGUUUGAAAUGGUCCAAACAUAUAAUGCAAUGCAAUCCAAUGAUGUUUGAGAGAAGAAGAAAUAAAGCACCAGCUGAAGUGGACGUUUGUACAAUUACACUAAAAAAAUUAAACUGGAAAAAAAAAAAAAAAAAAACUCCAAA